AUGCCAGAUAACGAGGCUAUCAAACAGGCCUGCGAUGCAUGCCGGCGCCGGAAAAUCCGCUGCAACGAUACUCGGCCAUGCAACGCAUGUCAAUCGGCGGACCUGGUCUGUCGGACAUCACUCAAACGUCAGAAAAAAGGGCGACAGGGCAAAACGGCCAAUAUACUACAGGAACUCAAGGGAAAAGAAAGACAAAUUGAAGAAACCAACGCAAAUUCUCUUCAAACAACCUCUCCUGGGCUCAUCACCGCCCCCGACCGCCCGCCUCCACCAAAGCGAACCGACAGAUGUCAAUUUUCCCGAACUCCGGGUCUUGUCCACCAGAAACUUGUACAAUCAUGCUCUGAGUACUUCUUCUCGAGAAUGCGCGGGACAGUACCUAUCCUGGAACCUGUAUGUCUACAGAAACAGAUCGACCGGGCAGACGAAUGUCUCCAUGCUUACUGCUUGGUCACUGCAUUCUGCGCUUUCGUGGUUACGCAGACGGGUUACUGCGUCAGUGCUGCAUUUCAAAACUCUGAUAAUACCGCUUCGCAGAAACAGAUACAAGACGCGUUGGUGGAAGAGGCCGUCGAUGCUCGGAAACAUCUCGAUCCGUUCAUGGAGCCUGUCAGACAGAGCAUUAUAAUUGCGUUUCUUCUUUAUGGAUGCCACAUCGGCCUCGGCAAUCAACGGCAUGCUUAUUACUUUUUACGAGAAGCGACGACCUUAUAUACGGCCAGUGCUCUCGACAAUCAAGGCUCGACUCAACCCGAUGAGGAUGAAUCGGGGGCAGGAAAUUUAUUCUGGUUACUAUUGGUUUCGGAGAGAGCCCAUGCCAUCCGGCGGCAUCGACCCAUCACCCUCCGAAUAACUUCCGAAACUCCCGAGCCAGAUACUCACCCGCAAGAUACAGCGUCGAUUGGAUUCCGCUGUCUGGUAAACCUCUACCGGCCAUUCAAUGAACAAUUCCUCAGUCAAUGGAAUGGAAACCACACGACAUGCUCUAUGGGAUCACUAGUCGAGCUCGAAGAACAGAUACAAAAUGCCGUCCCGGCGGAUAUCGAACUUCCAGAUGUGCUCAUGGCCGAUUUGCGCGUAUCGCAGCAAUGGCUUCGAAUCAUGAUUUGGCAACUUUCGACAUCGGCGGGAUUUCUAUCUACCAGUCCGACACACGUGUGUAUGGAUUUUAGGUAUCCGCUAUUGAUCGCGAGGGAUUUGUGUCUUGCAACGUGGAAGUUGUCAAGACAGGGUAUGCAGACGCACGGGGUGGGGCUGAUUGAGAAGAUUUUCGAGGUCACAUGCACCUUGAUUGACAUUAUGGCCUGUCUCUCCGCUGCGGGUCUACGAUCCUCGGGUUUCAAACUCGGACCGCAAGAUUACCUCAAACAUUUCUUUACGCUUAUCCAUGACCUGCCUGGGGGGAGGGUCCGAUUUCUGCCUUUGCUGCUGACGAAGAUUGGUCAGAGUCUCCCGAUGAUGGUCGAGCCGAUUACCAUGCAUCUCAACCUCAACCCCAAUGGGCAUACAGCAGGUCCUGAUGACUUGGUUCUCGCGCCGGCGGGUUCUCCCGGCAAUGAACUUGCGGCCGGACAGGAUUCAUCCGACAUGAUGCCAGAGUCAUUCUCUGAUGACUGGUCCUACAGCAAUUUCAACUACGCGGAGAUGAGCCGAAUUGGAGAUAAGACUCCGGAAGUGGACGAGGCAUUUUUACAGUAUUCCGGCUAUUUUCCGUGA
Penicillium argentinense is the source of this 1716-nucleotide messenger RNA. RefSeq lists its product as uncharacterized. The record is from RefSeq and is a predicted model, not a curated record. The transcript is spliced from 3 exons. Gene Ontology annotation, biological process: regulation of DNA-templated transcription. The coding region runs from base 1 to 1716 and encodes 571 amino acids. Gene Ontology annotation, molecular function: DNA-binding transcription factor activity, RNA polymerase II-specific; zinc ion binding. NCBI's taxonomy places the organism in Eukaryota, Fungi, Ascomycota, Eurotiomycetes, Eurotiales, Aspergillaceae.